AUGGCCUUACGCCCAGCAGCGCUGGCGCUGAGCGCGACCAGCCCACUGCUCCGACGGGCAACGAUGCAGCCCGCGACGAUGCAAUCCAUCCUUCGGCUCGCGACCUCCUCCGCUCGCCCGACCGCCACCGCCUUCACUCGGACCCCCGGUCUGGGCCUCGCACUCCAGCUUCAGCAACAGCAACACCAGUACAGACUCUUUGGAACCAACAAUGCCAUCUCGCGCAACCUCCUCGCCACGAGGGAGUCAGCGGCGAACAGGAACCCCGGCAGCGCGACCGCGCAGAACGCAUUCUACCAGCUCCUCCUCAAGGCCAACAUGCCCGCCAUCGUCAUCGAGCGCUACAACUCUGGCCGGUUCGCGAGAAACGAUGCGGUGGAUCAGGCAUACGCGCAGGCGAUUGGCAUGCAGAGCACCGGUGCCGUUGGCGGGAUGGGGGGCCACGACCACCUCCCCUCCGCCUUUGGCAACGCCGGCUCGCUCGGAGGUCAGGAGCUGAACCAGCAGUCCCCCGGGAACCUUAGCCAGGCGCAGCUGCAGGCUGUUGGUCAGGCUCUGGCUGCGAGGUCGCGCGAUUCGAACAUGGCUACUGCGAAGGUCCAGGGCAACGGCUUGCCGACUAGCCCGCUUCACGUGGUUGUGGACGAGUCGUUUGGCGGUGUCAUCUUCCGUUGGGUCAAGUUCGUCUUGUGGUUCUGUCUCUUUACGUAUCUCAGCUUGGUCGUCGUCACGAUGCUGGUCGAGGGUCUCAACCUUUUCAAGCGACCCGGUGGCAAAGUGGACAGCGAGGCCAAGGCCGAGAACCAGACUACCCGAUUCGCAGACGUGCACGGCGCCGACGAGGCCAAGGAUGAGCUCCAGGAGCUGGUCGACUUCCUCCGCAACCCCGACAAGUUCUCCACCCUCGGCGGCAAGCUGCCCAAGGGUAUCCUGAUGGUCGGACCCCCCGGUACUGGUAAAACUCUUUUGGCUCGCGCCGUUGCCGGUGAGGCUGGCGUUCCCUUCUUCUACAUGUCUGGCAGUGAGUUCGACGAGGUCUACGUCGGUGUCGGUGCCAAGCGUGUCCGCGAUCUCUUUGCCUCCGCCAAGUCCAAGUCUCCCGCCAUCAUCUUCAUCGACGAGCUCGACGCCAUUGGUGGACGCCGCAACACUAGGGAUGCCGCCUACCACAAGCAGACGCUCAACCAGCUGUUGACGGAACUGGACGGUUUCGAGCAGAACAGCGGUGUCGUCAUUAUCGCUGCCACCAACUUCCCGGAACUUCUCGACAAGGCUCUUACCAGACCUGGACGUUUUGACCGCCACGUCACCGUCCCCCUGCCCGACGUCCGCGGCCGUAUCGAGAUUCUCAAGUACCACGCCAAGAAGAUCAAGGCCGCCCCCGAGAUUAACUUUGAGGCCAUUGCGUCCAGCACUGGUGGACUCUCCGGUGCCGAGCUCGAGAACAUUGUCAACCAGGCUGCCGUCCGCGCUAGCAGGCUCAAGAAUGUUGCCGUCUCCAUGACGGACUUUGAGUGGGCCAAGGACAAGGUCAUCAUGGGUGCCGAGAAGAAGAGCAUGGUCAUCAGCCAGAAGGAGAAGGAGAUGACUGCCUAUCACGAGGCCGGCCACGCCCUGGUGUCUUUCUACCAUGAGAGCGGUCCCAACAAGCUUUACAAGGUUACGAUUUUGCCUCGCGGCCAGAGUCUCGGACACACUGCACACCUUCCCGAGAUGGACAAGUACUCGUACACGACGAGGGAUCUUAAGAGUCUCAUUGAGACUUCUCUGGGUGGAAAGCUUGCUGAGGAGCUGGUUUACGGCACCGACAAGGUGACCACCGGUGUUUCAAGCGAUCUCAAGAACGCCACCAACCUGGCUUUCCAGAUGGUCGCUCUCUACGGCAUGUCUGCCAAGCUCGGCCCCGUGGAGUACGGCGAGCGCUACAACCAGCUCAGCUCAGAGACCAAGGCAGUCAUCGAGUCAGAAGUGCAACGUACCUUGACGGAGUCAUACGAGAAGGUGCGCGAGCUGCUCACGUCAAGGCGCAAGGAGCUCGACCUCCUGGCCAAGGCUCUUGUCGAGUACGAGACGCUGGACAAGAACGAGGUGGAGAAGGUGAUUCGCGGCGAGAAGCUUCCUGGCCGCACGCCCAUGCCCAAAGGCCCUAUGAAGGUGCCCGCGAGCUCGGGCGUCGAUAUUGGCCAGACGAUUCCCCCGCCGUUCCCUCCUCCUGCCGGACCCACUACGCCUCCCCCGGCGCCACCUCCACCUGCGACCUCUACGGGUGGCGUCGCUCCUGGAUCCAACCAGAAGUCAUGA
This is a messenger RNA of Colletotrichum phormii, 2301 nucleotides long. RefSeq names its product ATP-dependent metallopeptidase HflB. Bases 1 to 2301 code for a protein of 766 amino acids. Gene Ontology annotation, molecular function: metalloendopeptidase activity; ATP binding; ATP hydrolysis activity. Gene Ontology annotation, biological process: protein quality control for misfolded or incompletely synthesized proteins; mitochondrion organization. Gene Ontology annotation, cellular component: mitochondrial inner membrane. The transcript is spliced from 2 exons. The record is from RefSeq and is a predicted model, not a curated record. NCBI's taxonomy places the organism in Eukaryota, Fungi, Ascomycota, Sordariomycetes, Glomerellales, Glomerellaceae.